Molecule: messenger RNA, 4022 nt
Organism: Trichosurus vulpecula (common brushtail)
Lineage: Eukaryota; Metazoa; Chordata; Mammalia; Diprotodontia; Phalangeridae
Gene: SLC16A10
Product: solute carrier family 16 member 10
Exons: 6
Coding region: 14-1531 (505 amino acids)
Biological process (GO): transmembrane transport
Molecular function (GO): monocarboxylic acid transmembrane transporter activity
Source: RefSeq, a predicted model, not a curated record
UCUUGCGGGGGCGAUGAUGCCGGCCCAAGAGGAGCCCUCCCCGGGGCACGGGAUGAAGCCCAGCCCCCAGCCUCAGGGGGGCGUCUACUCCCAGCCCGCCGAGGGAUCCGAGGUGCCUGCGGACAAGGAGGUGACUGGGUCCCCGAGCAGAGCCAUGCCCGAACCCCCCGAGGGCGGCUGGGGCUGGGUGGUGAUGCUGGCGGCCAUGUGGUGCAACGGGUCGGUGUUCGGCAUCCAGAACGCGUGCGGGGUGCUUUUCGUCUCCAUGCUGGAGACCUUCGAGUCCAAAGACGACGAGGCGAUGGUGUUCAAGACAGCUUGGGUGAGUUCUCUGUCCAUGGGGAUGAUUUUUUUCUGCUGUCCUAUAGUGAGCGUAUUCACAGAUAUAUUUGGAUGUCGUAAAACAGCUGUUGCUGGGGCUGCUGUAGGGUUCAUUGGACUUAUGUCUAGUUCUUUUGUAAGCUCCAUCGAGCCUCUGUAUCUCACAUAUGGAAUUAUAUUUGCCUGUGGCUGCUCAUUUGCAUACCAGCCAUCGUUGGUCAUUUUGGGACAUUAUUUCAAGAAACGCCUGGGACUGGUGAAUGGCAUCGUCACUGCUGGCAGCAGCAUCUUCACAAUAUUACUCCCUUUACUUUUAAGGGUACUGAUUGAUAAAUUGGGCCUAUUUGAUACACUCAGAGUCCUAUGCAUCUUCAUGUUUGUCCUGUUUCUGGCUGGUUUUACCUACAAACCCAUUCAUCCCAGUGCCAAACAUAAAGAGAGUGGCAAGAAAGGAGAGAAAAAAUUCUUUCUCUUUUCUAGGAGAAAGUUCAGUCCUCCCAGAAAAGUUUUUAAUUUCUCCAUCUUCAAGGUUAAAGGUUAUUCAGUAUGGGCUUUUGGAAUCCCACUUGCACUUUUCGGAUAUUUUGUGCCUUACGUUCACUUGAUGAACCAUAUAAAAGAGAGAUUUGCAGAAGAAUCGAAUAAAGAAGUAGUGCUAAUGUGCAUUGGGAUCACUUCAGGAGUGGGACGACUGCUCUUUGGCAGAAUUGCAGACUUUGUGCCUGGUGUUAAAAAGGUUUACUUACAGGUUAUCUCCUUUUUAUUCAUUGGCCUGAUGUCUAUGAUGAUUCCACUGUGCAAUGUCUUUGGGGCACUCAUAGCUGUCUGCCUCCUCAUGGGUCUCUUUGAUGGAUGCUUUAUUUCUAUCAUGGCUCCCAUCGCCUUUGAGUUGGUUGGUGCCCAGGAUGUCUCCCAAGCCAUAGGAUUUCUGCUUGGAUUCAUGUCUAUACCUAUGACUGUGGGCCCACCCAUUGCAGGUUUACUCCGGGACCACCUAGGUUCUUAUGAUGUGGCCUUCUACCUCGCUGGGGUCCCACCCCUACUGGGAGGAGCUGUGCUUUGCUCAGUCCCAUGGAUCCAUGAAAAAUGGAAACAAAAGGAAAUGAGGAUCAUUGGAGGGGAGAAGCUGGAGAAAAUGUUGGAAAACCAGACCACUCUGCUCCCAAGCUCAUCUGGGAUGAUUAAGAAAGACUCUGAUCCUGUUAUUUAAUUCUCCGAGCUUCUGCCAGACUGGACUUGCUUCCCAAAGUUACAGCAAGUUUUCUUUUUUUAUGAAUUGGAAGGUUUUUUUUAAAUAGCAUUAGAAUGGUAAAAUGAGAUCAUUACCAAGCAAUCGAGAACCCUUUCUUAUCAUUCAAUAGCUUUCUGACAUUUCUGAGACCAAGGGCAGGGACUUUGGUACUAGAAAAUAUGACUUGAAAUCACAUCACACUUGUCUAUGAGAGAAAAAUUUAGGCAUCUCACAGGAAAAUCAAAUUCUGGAAACUGUGACAGGUAUUUAGCAUGUGUAAAGAUUAUAAAAUACCUCAACCUACACUGGAAGGGUUACAGUCUUGAUUAGGACUGAAAAUCUUGCUUGGUCUCUAAACUAUCAUGCUGAUCAGUUCUGGUAUCUCUGUUUUUAACUUCUUUUGCUAUGUUAAAAUUUUUUUUUAAGUAAAGCAAAGAUCUUACUUUCCCAGAAGAUUGACAUUUAAAUUUAAUGCUCUGCUGCUGUUAAAUUAUGAAAUGUGUUCACAGAAUAUCUUGAACUUGUUCCAUUGUGAAUUCUGUUUUUGAGCCAAAUGAGGCCUUUCCUGGGGCAGGAGCUGAAAUGUAUGCACAUUAAAUAUGUGAGACAUCAACAUCUCCAGUGCUGCUUCUUGGAGCAUUGGUACAGAAUUCAGCCAUGUCUUCCAUUUUACAUUGCCUGCUGUGGGCCUAGAGUGUGUUUUAACACUUGAAUAGCCUGUAAUUUGCAGAGUCUAAAAAAACAAACAAACCCCAACCCAAAUUAACUAAAGACUUUGAAUCACAACCCUAAAGUACACUAGAAUGAAUUAGAGAGAACUUGAUAACUUGUAUUUUAAGUUCUUUUACUCUUCUGGGUCUGUUAGAUCCAAAAAGCUUACUUUUUUUUAGAUGCAUGUUACGCAUGCACCAAGCUGCAGUUAUACGCACAAAUAGACAAAAAUCUUGUGUUCAUGUAGACAGUCUCUCCAUUUCCAAUAGAACUAGUUGCUUAAAUUCUUCUCUAUGAAUGUAGUGGUCUGCUGUGACUCCAAAUUAUUUGUGAAACAAUCUUACAUACCCAUAACUUUCUGGAAAAAUUGUAAUCAUAAUUAUUUGUCUAUCUUGGUUCCCUUUCUAUUAACAUUCCUGCUGCUUCUGCCCUAAAAAUAAAAUCCUAAACAAUUUAUCACUUAUUCACAUUAAAAACAAAAACAAAAGCUUUCUGCUCAACUUCAAGAUUAAGUCUAUAUUUUUGUUUAUGUUCAGGUCACUGCAAGUUAAUGUUCAAGAUGUACUUAAAUCCUAACUUUGUAGGCAAAUAAUUUUGCAUAUACACUAGGAUCUUCCUUAGAAGUAGCUUUUGCACACCUGGGGAGAUUGCCUGUAUUUGCCAGAUGCCUUUUUUCCUUUUCCAAGUACUAUUUGGCUCUUUCUUUUUCUAAAUACUUCUCAAAUCUUUUGCCCAUCCUUGGGGAGAGGGAGAGGUUUAGGAAGGGGAAAGUAAGACAGGAUAGAGGGAUCGAGAAGUGUGAAAAUACAUCCAGUUCUCAGUACUUUGGUGCUAGAAAAACAUGGCUAGAAAUCAAAUCAAACAUGUCUAUGAAAGAAGGUAUAUUACUUCCACACCUUGCUUCUGGCUAGGAGAACUAUCUGAAAGAAUGAUAAAUUGUAUGGGUGAUUUGUUAUCUUUUGGGGCAGGGAGGUAUGAUUGUAAGUUGAAGUUUUGUGGAAAAUCUAGUAGCUUUUUUUUUUGCAGUAGUUUACUUGCUUUCUGGCAACUUGAAAAAUGCAAGGUGCACCUAUGAAAUAUGAUAUCUAGUUUUAUUAGGAUUUUAAAUAAUUUAAAGCAUAAUGAUGUUCUCUUAGUUAAGUUUAAACUUUCAUUUCUAUUAUGUAAUUAUUCAGUUACCUAUAUAAUUUGUCUAUGCAAAAUUCUGUUAAACAUCUUGGUUUAUUUUUCUUUUUUCUCUAGGUCUUUAUAUUUCAGUUAAAAACAACCAAUCACAGAUACUUUGAUCAUACUGCCUUCUGAUACUUGCUAUUUCAUAAUUAUGCAUAAUUGCGUGUAAAUCAACAGCCUCUUUAUUCAUGUCCUCUUAGGUUUCUUUGGCAAUAUGAAGUGGUACUUUCUUAUUUAAAAAAUGUUUUUGAGAGGUCUACAGGAACACCCAUGAUCAAGACCAACCAUAAAGGCUGCCAAUAUAAAGCUUAUUUUCAAAUUAUCAUAAUAUUUGAACACAAUCCAAAAAGUUUUAUACCAAGCUAGAGUUUAUUGGUCAGUUUUUACAAAGUAAUCAGAUAUCUUCAAAAUAGAAAAUUCACUCCACAAGAGCUUCAAAACCUUUUAUUAUUUUACAAUUUGGCUGGUUUUAGAGAAAGAAGUAGUUGACUAAAACCCGAAAAAAUGGUCUUUUUUUUUCCAUUUUCCAUAUUAUAAAACAGCUAAAUGACUUAAAUGUUCGUAAUAAAAAAAAAUAAGUUCUCAGCAA